AAUGCACACGCUACGCAACUGAAUCAUUUAUUAUUUACACUUCUAGAACAAAUUUGUAAACGGCAGAGUCUUGACUGGUUUUAAAAUGGGAAAUAGCAGUAGUUCAGCAGCACAACCAUUCUCCUGUAAUAAUUGCAGCCAAUUAUUUAAAAUUCUUAUUCCAAAUCCGUGCAACAUAAAGUUAUGUCUCAUCUGUAAUGUGAAUCAUCACGAAAUCUGCUUGCCAUGCUUUGGGAAUCUAUCAUCAACCAGUGACGAAAAUGACGAGAUAAAACAAAUUUUUGUUGGUGUCAUCUUAAAAAUGAAAAGUGACGAACUUUACAAAAAAUCAUCGCUUAUUGCUACUUAUGAAAGGAAAAUGAAACAAAUAGAACAGGAAAAUAAAGAACUACAAACAGAAAUAAAUCAGUGGAACUCACACCAAUUAAAGAUGGAGAACAGUGGUGAACACAAACAACAGGAGGAACGAACUAGUCUAGAUGAAAAAACAGACAGUAAUCAGAUGCAGACAUUUCCGGUACAAGUUCCCCAGCACAUUCCAGUUUUACACCGAAGCCACUCCACUAGAACGAAUUACUUUUUGGAUGUUAAAUCCAAUAGAAACGAUUGUUUGCUGGGGAGAAUCGUUAUCGAAUCCAGGCCAGAGAGUGCUCCAGAAAUGUGCCGAGUAUUUCACAAUUUAUUUUGUGGAAUAGGAGGGAUAUAUUUGGGAUCCAAAAUGAUGAAGGUAUAAAAAUCCAAGCCAAAAUCAGAAAUAUGGCAUU
Molecule: messenger RNA, 764 nt
Organism: Daphnia pulicaria
Lineage: Eukaryota; Metazoa; Arthropoda; Branchiopoda; Diplostraca; Daphniidae
Exons: 5
Coding region: 86-733 (215 amino acids)
Source: RefSeq, a predicted model, not a curated record